CUUAAGCCCCGCCCCUAGCUCGCGGGCUCUCGGGAUGUUUCUGGUUACCAUGGAGUCUCGAGGGGCCGGGGAAAGCAGCUUGUGGCCCGGGCAACCCGGAAGGACAGAGCCUGGCCGAGGGGGCACGGGUAGUAGCGACUGCGAUGGUGUCCAACCCCGUGCAUGGCCUGCCCUUCCUCCCGGGCACGUCCUUUACGGACCCUACGAAAACAGCCUUCCAUAGAAGCCAGACGCUGGGCUACAGGAACGGCUAUGCAGUUGCUCGACGUCCAACUGUUGGGAUAGGUGGGGACCGGCUCCAGAUCAACCAGCUGUCCCAGGCUGAACUGGAUGAGUUGGCCAAUAAGAGACCAGUGCUAACUUAUGGCCAACCUAAGCAGGCCCCACCUGCUGAUUUUAUCCCUGCACAUGUGGCUUUUGACAAAAAGGUGCUGAAAUUUGAUGCCUAUUUCCAAGAAGAUGUCCCUAUGUCAACUGAGGAACAUUAUAGGAUCCGUCAAGUGAGCAUUUACUAUUAUCUAGAAGAUGACAGCAUGUCUGUUGUGGAACCUGUUGUGGAAAAUUCCGGGAUCCCUCAAGGCAAGUUAAUUAAACGCCAUCGGCUAACCAAGAAUGACCGAGGAGACCAUUACCAUUGGAAAGAUCUAAAUCGGGGAAUAAACAUCACAAUUUAUGGCAAAACCUUCCGCAUUGUUGACUGUGACCGAUUCACACAGGAAUUUUUGGAAAGUCAAGGCAUUGAAUUAAAUCCCCCAGAGAAAAUGGCUCUUGAUCCUUACACUGAACUCCGGAAACAGCCUCUUCGUAAGUAUGUCACCCCAUCGGACUUUGAUCAACUCAAGCAGUUUCUCACCUUUGACAAACAAGUUCUUCGAUUCUAUGCCAUCUGGGAUGAUACAGACAGCAUGUUUGGUGAAUGUCGGACUUACAUCAUUCAUUACUAUCUUGUGGAUGAUACGGUGGAAAUUCGAGAGGUCCAUGAACGGAAUGAUGGGCGAGAUCCUUUCCCACUCCUGAUGAACCGCCAGCACAUGCCGAAGAUUUUGGUAGAAAAUGCAAAGAACUUCCCUCAGUGUGUGCUGGAAAUCUCUGAUCAAGAAGUGUUGGAAUGGUACACUGCCAAGGAUUUUAUUGUUGGGAAAUCACUCACUAUUCUUGGGAGAACGUUCUUCAUUUAUGAUUGUGAUCCGUUUACUCGACAGUAUUAUAAAGAAAAGUUUGGAAUCACUGACUUACCAUGUAUUGAUGUGAGCAAGAAGGAACCACCUCCUAUAAAACAGGAAUCCCCCAUUCCAGAAGACAAAGACCGCCGAUUCAUCUUCUCUUACUUUCUAGCCACUGAUAUGAUCAGUAUCUUUGAGCCUCCAGUUCGAAAUUCUGGCAUCAUUGGGGGCAAAUACCUGGGCAGAACUAGAGUUGUUAAACCAAACUCUUUAGUGGACAACCCUGACUACUAUGGUCCUGGUGACUUCUUCAUUGGUGCUGUGAUUGACGUGUUUGGCCACCGAUUUGUCAUCCUUGAUGUAGACGAGUAUGUUUUGAAAUACAUGGAGAGCAAUGCUGCCCAGUAUUCACCGGAAGCACUCUCAUCAGUUCAGAACCAUGUUCGAAAGCAAGUGGAUCCUGCACCAGAAUUGGAAAACAAGCAAACCAAAGAGGAUCCAGGCACAAAGGAACUGGAAGCAUUAAUAGACACAAUUCAGAAGCAACUGAAAGACUAUUCAUGUAAAGACAACAUUCGUGAAGCAUUUCAAGUUUAUGACAAGGAAACUUCAGGAUAUGUGGACAGAGAGAAGUUCUUUAAAAUCUGUGAAUCUUUUAACAUCCCAGUUGAUGACUCCUUGGUUAAAGAGUUAAUCAGGAUAUGCUCUCACGAAGAAGGCAAGAUUAACUACUAUAACUUUGUUCGUGCUUUCUCAAACUGAACUGGGCAAUGAGAGAUGAAAGAUGAAUAUUUGAGGUUGGACCUACACUUUGAAAUCUACCUUGUGCUCCUUGUAGAGGCAUUUACUUCUUCUGAAGUUACGUUUCUCCUUUUUGUUUAUAUUUCACUACUACUGAAGACUAAAUAAAAUGGAUCUUAGAGAAUCUAAGAAUGGUGCCUUCUUUAGAGGGGGUGCGCGUUAGGGGUGAUGACUGAUAAAGAGCAGCAGGAAUGAUAAAACUUGCUCCAAGCAUUUUAAGUGUUGGAAAUAAGCACCCAGUACUGGCUGUUGCUGCCAGCCAAUUGCUACCCCCAGCCCCAGUAGUUCAGGGAAAUAUACCACAGAUUGUUCAAAAUGUGAUUCUGGAUCCAUUAGUAAGUAGAUCUAUAUUUUAAAAAAUGAAGUAGAAAAUGUCAGAGUGUGGUACACAUAGUAGGGUAUAUAUUAUUUCAUGAAAUUUUUUUGUUUCAAUUUUUGGUGCAUUUGCGGAGUCAUGAUGUAAAAUGUACUUCUUGAUAUGCGCUGUAGCUAAAAAAAAAAAGAAAAAAGGAAAAUGCUGCUUUUAGAGAGUCUGACCUUGAGAUAGGAAGGAAAGACUAGUAGCAGUUUCUGGUUAUCUAAUGAGCUCCGAGACCUUCUAGAACAAGUACUGCUCCUUAUGGUUGAAAUCAGGCACUAUCUUCAUCUUUAUAAAUGCUCUCUCACAUUCCUCCUUGCUACCCAGCAUGUAUAAAUGAGGAGGGAGUUCUAUAGUUCUCAGAACUACUGGAGAACUUCCCUUGGUUUUUCCUUGUCUGAUCUAAUGAGCUGAUCUAAGCCACCUAUAAUCAGCUUAUCAAAAGAGCUAGAAAUGUGUUAUGUUGACUCCCUCUUUUCUGCCCUAGGGUGAUAUCUCCGGAAGAAUUCUUUUUUUUUUGCCUCUGUGUGUGUUUUUGUUAUUUUUUUUCCCCCAGUCACUCAACUAUUUUUAAAAGGCUCAUUUUCAAGUAUUUAAAGUCCAUUGCAGUCUAAAAUAAAAAUGCUAAGCUCUAUCCUUAGAAGCAAGGAUAGAUGUGAGACUUCGUGUCACAUACUUUGGACAUGUUAUCAGGAGGGAUCAGUCCCUGGAGAAGGACAUCAUGCUUGGGAAAGCCAAGGGUCAGUGAAAGAGAGGAAGACCCUCAACAAGAUGGAUUGACACAGCGGCUACAACAAUGGGCUCAAGCAUAAUAAUCAUGAGGAUGGCACAGGACUGGGUAGUGUUCUGUUCUGUUGUACAUGGGGUCGCUAUGAGCUGGAACUGACUUGAUGGCACCUAAUCAUAAGAACAUUCUUCCUGCAUAAGGAGCCCUUGUAGUACAACAGUUAAUCACUUGACUACUAACUGAAGGGUUGGCAGUUUGAAUGCACCCAGUGGCUCCAAGGGAGAAAGACCCGGUCAUCUGCUUCCAUAAAGAUUACAGUCAAGAAAACCCAAUGGGGCAUAUUUCUGCUCUAUCACAUGGGGUUGUGAUGAGUCAGAACUCUACAUAUGGCACCCCAGUGACAACAACCUGCCCCAGCCUUGGAAGCCAGUCGUGGUGUGCGCGUAUUGCACUCUCCAGUAUUUCUCCAUCACCUUUGCCUCCCCUGGAAGAGGAAAAUUGGCAAAAGCUUUGGUCCCCUUCUCAGUAAGUCUUCCAUGAAUCCACACCAAUCUGUUAUGUAAGGAGGUGCUUGCCAAUUUUUGUUGUCAGCUUUGGGGCUCAGCUAAAAUGAGACAUUAGGAAAAAGGCUCAUUUAACAUCCUUUUACCCACCCCUGCAAAUUCAAGUGCUCAAAGCCCUGCUAACAGUUCUAACCAUUCAUCUCUUCUCCUUUUGUUCACAGAUAAAAUUUCCACUAGAUAAAAUACAGGUUUCUUUCUACUGAAUGUAGUGGGGACUAGUAUUAAAACAUCAGCCUCACUGUAAUUGUUAUAAGAGUCUCAGAGAGAGCUGUCUUGAAUAAGGUUGGCACCAUUCAGGUAUGUUCUUUAAGCUUGUUGUCCUACUCCUCACCUUGUACCCCACUUCCAAGUUUACCUAAGAGUGAGGAGUUGCUAAAAGCUUGCAAGCAGCCAUCCAAAGCACGAUGAUUGGUCUCUAUCUGCCUGGAGCAAGAGAGGAAGAAGGAGAGUCAGGACUAGGAAGAGGAUAUGGAAUGUGUGGCUGAUUGCCUCCUUUGCCAUGAGACCAGAACUGGAUAGUGCCUGACUACCAUUAUUGAACGUUUUGAUUAUAGAUUCUAUAGAAGCCUUACCAAAGGGGGAAAAUGUAGAACAGAAUUUCACAUUCCCAUAGACUCUAGGCUUUCUGGAGCUAUGAGAGCUGGAUAAACCCCUGAAACUAUUGCCCUGAGAUAAUCUUUAAAACCUAAACCAAAAAUAUCCCCUGAAGUCUUCUUAAAACCAAAUAGUAGUUCAGUUUAACUAGUAAAAAAUGUCUGCUUUUGAGCAUUAUGGCCUUUUAAGAUCUAUAUGGAAUCAAAGUGAAAGAUUAGAUAGGAACCUAAGGGGGCAGUGAGUUUAUGUUAGUGGGGGAGGAACAACUGAGAAAAGGAGGGUGAGAAUGGUUGUACAACCCAAAGAAUGCAAUCAGUAUCACUGAUUUGUACAUGUAGAAACUGUUGGUCUAUGUUUUGCUCUAUAUAUUCUCAACAACAAAAUACAAUUAAAAAGUAAAUUGAAACCUUAAGAAAGCAUGAAAGCAUAUUGGUAAUUCUAAAUAAAUACUGCAUUAAAAGGGAAAAAAAAGUGAGAAGUUGUGAUGUGUUAGCACCAUCACAAGGUAUAAAAGCUGCUUCACAGAAUACCAAAGCCAGCAGGCCAUUGCUCUGGUGUCUGCACUCACUGCUCACAUCUCUUAGUUUAUACAAGGCCACCAACUGGUAGAAACAACCAAAGUCGGAAAAAAUCGCUUUUCCUACUGAAAUCCUAAAUGGCAGCGCAGCCAUUAAACGUCACUAAUUACCUUAUGCUAGAGUCACACCUGGUCCGCAGCUGGAGCCUUGGACUUAGGUGAUGGAAGUGAGCUGAGCAUUAGCCUGCAGCAGUUAAUAUGUGCGCAGAAGAGAUGACCAUCCCUACAAGCUGGCCCCCAGGGAGUUGAGACAGGAAAAGAAAAUUAGCAUCACUGUUAGCAUUUAAGGAGCCCUGGUGGCGCAGUGGUAGAGAGCUACAUGGAGCUACUACUGUUAACCAAAAGGUUGGCAGUUCAAAUCCACCCGCCGCUGCUUGGAACCCUGAUGGGGCAGUUUUACACUGUCUUAUUGGGUCACUAGGGGUUGGAACUGACAGCAGUGGGUUUUUAUUAGCACUUACAGUGGAGGCACACUAGAAGCUGCAGCUAUUUGACCUAACUUAAAGAUGUACGUACGACUGUUCAGAGUGGCUUAUAGAUAUAGAUACAGGGCUAGUAAAAUCUGCCUUGUGGGUGAGUGAAGAUUGACUGGGAGUCAGCCAGUACGCAGAACCCUGGCCUGUACCUGUCUGCAGCACCAGGGGACCUUGAAAAUACUAUCUGACUAGGGGUGCAUCCUAUCCAUAUCUGUAUGCUUUGAGGGCACUUGAGACCAAUGGGAAUGGAAGACUUAUCUAAAUGCCAUUUCUAGAGACUCAAAGGUCACUUGGGUGACUCCCGAAGGAAGAGCCUGUGGACACAUAGGUAUGAACAUGUUCAUUGAAAAAAAAAAAAAUCAAUUUAUUGAAUGGUUAAUUUGGACCAGACUUAGUAUUCACUAUCUCAAAAUCUCACCCCCUCCCAGAAAAAACAAAACAAAACAAAAAAAACCUGGGCCACAGAUGAGCAAACGGACUGAGCAAGGUUAACUGCUGAAGGUCACCUAGCUUCUCAUGGCAGAACAGGAAUGAAACCCAAGUCUGAACCUUUAGUGAGUUAAAUGCACCUUCAACUCAAGUAAAUGCUUCCACUUUAAUUCUCACACCCUGUAACUGCGCCCAUCGUCAACAGCUCUCUCUCUAAAAAUGGUUCUGGAAAAUGCAGUGGAGCCUCCUGCGACAGCAAGCCAUCAACUGACACCAACAAUCCUCACUGCCCACCACUUCUACCAAUACUUGGAUGUCUUCCGUUUAGCACCAACACCAGUAUUUGGUGGCGUUUACACACAAGCCAAACCCCUUUUCCAACAAGUCAAAUGACCUCAUAAUACAGUUGGUAUCAAGCAUGGUAUGCUUCCUUCUGGAGUUUCCUACCCGCCGACCUCAUGUCAAGAAAACCACUUUCCAAAAAAGAAAAAAACCCUUUCCACUCUUAGAAUUUACUGUUCUAGACUAAAAAAUGAUGUGUAUUAUCCAAUCAAUAGUAACUGACUCUCCAUCCUUACUUUUGUAUUCCCUAAUUCCCGUGGUCACAUCACCACAAUGAACCAAUAUACCUCAAAAGAUAUACAUGAAAUGACUAACAUGGUGAAAAACAUUAAAAACAAGGGCU
Molecule: messenger RNA, 6373 nt
Organism: Loxodonta africana (African savanna elephant)
Lineage: Eukaryota; Metazoa; Chordata; Mammalia; Proboscidea; Elephantidae
Gene: EFHC1
Product: EF-hand domain containing 1
Exons: 10
Coding region: 144-1925 (593 amino acids)
Biological process (GO): mitotic spindle organization; cilium-dependent cell motility; mitotic cytokinesis
Cellular component (GO): axoneme; mitotic spindle
Molecular function (GO): alpha-tubulin binding; calcium ion binding
Source: RefSeq, a predicted model, not a curated record